Messenger RNA from Laccaria bicolor S238N-H82, 1026 nucleotides. RefSeq lists its product as uncharacterized. The record is from RefSeq and is a predicted model, not a curated record. NCBI's taxonomy places the organism in Eukaryota, Fungi, Basidiomycota, Agaricomycetes, Agaricales, Hydnangiaceae. The transcript is spliced from 8 exons. Bases 1 to 1026 code for a protein of 341 amino acids. Gene Ontology annotation, cellular component: nucleoplasm; cytoplasm.
AUGUGUCUGGGGAACACUGGAAUGCACUGGAAACGUGACGUCACGUGCCAUUCAGAGAUGAGACCACUCAUGGUUCCUGAUCCUGUUUGUGCAUCGUGCCAUGGCAGUUUCGUCGAGAGGGUGAUUUUGCCUUUGCAUCUGUUCAAGUCCUCGUACCUAUCGUCCUUUAGAUGGAGAAUCCAAGAGACGAUCCUCGCGAAUUUACUCACACCGAUUACGGUGACCUUGAUGGACCACCUCCCGACAUGGACACUAUUCUUUAGGUAUGGCACGACCGUCGCAAACCCGGACACAAAACUCUACUUCACUUUCACGUUCCGUAAAUGUGUUUCUAAAUUCCCGUUUGCUCCUCUUGACACAUCUUACCAGAACAACAGAAUGAGUUUUCAAAUCAGCGGGCCGAACGGUUCACGAACAGUAACACUCGGCGGGAUCAACACGCUAGGUGACCAUUCUGGACCCAAUCCAGCUUCUGUGCCUACCAUGUCCGAGUUCCUUGGGCCGAACCCUCAAGGCGAAGGGGGCGCGAGAAUAACUGGACCUUUAAUAGCGCAAUAUCUUGCGGCCCUCCUCGGUCAGCAUGACCCGUUGGCGUCCUUUUUUGGUGGACAAUCGCCCGGCGGAAUACCGGAAAACGGCAGAAUGGGUGAUUAUGUAUUCAACCAAGAAGCCCUGGAUCAGAUCAUUACUCAGAUUAUGGAGGGUUCGAACGCCCACCGCCCGGUUCCAGCGACAGAUGAAAUAAUCGAUAAUCUACCUAGAGAAGUGUUGAUGGUGGGGUCUGCAACGUUACAAAACGACUGCGCCGUUUGCAAGGAUCAGUUCAAGCUCCAUACAGAUGACCCCGACGAACAAGUAGUCGUGACUCUUCCAUGCAAACACCCUUUUCACGAACCCUGCAUCAUUCCUUGGCUCAAGUCGAGUGGUACAUGUCCUGUCUGCCGAGAGUCAUCAACCCCCGGAGGGCUCAAGACCCACACAAACGCGUUCGAGUCCGUCGAGCCCUACGACGCCACCGCGGUCUAA